UACUUCCGCCUAUUCCCAAAUGCACACAUUACACACUACGCCCUUUGCAAACUGCAUUCGGUGAAUCAGCAGACCCAUAAAGUUUGUACCAAGUUACAAGAAGUACUUGACCAAGCUUUAUGACUGUUUAAAUUUAUCUUAUCGUGCAUCUAUAAAGUACAUUCAGUAAGUCGAAAGGUACACCGGGGUUCUGUGUCAAAACGCGGUUGCUGAUUUUUCUUCUCUCGUCUGCAGCAGCGAGCGGGGGUGUGUGUGUUUGUUCACGGUAGGCCUACGGUUACUGUUUGCAGUUCGAGUUCGGUGUGUCUGUCUGGAGUUGACAUUUUCGGCUUGGCUUUUGCUUGGUACUUAAUCUCAUUCUUCGUGAAUCAUGGCCGACGUGGAUCCGGCAGUAGUGGCUGAUCUGUCAGCUGAGACAAAACUUCCUAAAGACACUGUUGAAGAAGUUGUCAGACAUUUUCAGGAGUUUGAUCUUGACGGCAAUGGCUACAUAACAACCGAGGAGCUUGGUGAAGCUCUUCAAAGUGUUGACAUUGUCAUGCCUGGAUAUGAACUGCGUAAUCUUAUGAAGACACUAGACAAGGACAAUGAUAAAAGGAUCAACUUAUCAGAGUUCUUCGGUCUUUAUGUUGGAAUUAAGAACAAAGAAGUUGCCAAGACCUUCCGUAAGGCAAUCUCCAAGCGAGAAGGAAUCUCAGCUCUGUCUGGAACCUCUCAUACAUCUGCUGAGGGUACUACGCACUCAGUAGCUGAAGCAGAAAAGGUGGCCUUCGCAAAUUAUAUUAAUCAUCACUACGAACUGAACAAAGAUGCAGAAGCAAUGAAAUACCUGCCUAUCAAUGAAGGAACAAAUGAAAUGUUCCAAAAAAUUGACGAUGGUAUUCUGCUGUGCAAAAUGAUCAAUGUAUCAGUUCCUGACACAAUUGACGAACGUGCCAUCAACCGCGGCAAGAAACUUAACAUCUACACCAAGCAGGAGAACCUAACCCUGGCCCUGAACUCUGCUCGUUCCAUCGGGUGUAACAUUGUUAACAUCGGAGCUGGGGAUCUUGCACAUGGCACACCCCAUCUCGUGUUGGGGCUCUUGUGGCAGAUUAUUCGUGUGGGACUGUUUGCUAAGAUUGAUCUGCAGCAGGUGCCUGGUUUGAUGAGAUUGCUGCGAGAGGGUGAAGACAUCAACACCCUGAUGUCACUCUCUCCAGAGGAGCUCUUGAUCCGAUGGGUCAACUACCACCUGGAACAAGCUCAUAGCGACCGUCGCAUUGCCAACUUUGGUGAGGACAUUAAGGAUUCGGAGGUCUACGACAUAUUGCUGAAGCAAGUUGCUCCACGCGACAAAGUACAGGAAUUUAUGAACAUCAGCUCAGCUGCUGCUCCCCUCAAGAGAGCUGAAACUGUGCUGAACAAUGCUGAUGUGAUUGGAUGCAGAGCCUUUGUCACCCCUCAUGAUGUCGUCAAUGGUAACCAGAAGAUGAACUUGGCCUUUGUUGCUAACCUGUUCAAUAAGUUUCCAGCUCUUGAUCCUCCAGAUGAGGAAAUUGAAGAAAUUGAGGAAACCAGAGAAGAAAAGACUUUCAGGAACUGGAUGAACAGUCUUGGGGUGAACCCACAUGUUUACCGUCUCUUCAGCGAUCUCUGUAAUGGACUUGUCCUCCUCCAGCUUAUCGAGAUAGUCAAGGACGAUCCGAGCUUCGUCGACAAGAAGCGUGUCAACUACAUGGACAAGCUCCGCAAACCUGGCGGCAACAUGAAAAAAGUAGAGAACUGCAACUAUGCCGUGGAGCUCAGCAAGAGCAUGAAAUUCUCUCUGGUCGGUAUCGGAGGAAAUGACAUCUAUGACGGGAAUGAGAAGUUGACCCUCGCUAUUGUCUGGCAGCUGAUGAGGGCUUACACCCUCCGCCUCCUGGCCAAGAUCAGCAAGAGUGACGAUAAGAUCAGCGAUAAAGUUGUUGUAGAUGCCGUGAAUGAAAAGCUGGAGCAAGCAGGGAAAACCAGCCGCAUCAACAGUUUCCAGGAUCCUUCCAUUGCAGACAGCCGAGUCAUCCUUGAACUGGUAGACGCAAUCCGAGAAAAUGCAGUCAACUGGGCAAACUACAAUGAGUCAGCCAGCUCAGAUGAGGAGAUGCUGGGAAAUGCCAAGUACGCCCUGUCCAUGGCUCGUAAGAUAGGAGCCCCGGUGUACGCCCUCCCUGAAGACAUUGUGGAGGUCAAACCGAAAAUGGUCAUGACAGUAUUUGCUUGCCUCAUUGCCUUGGCAAAAACAGAAGAGGAGAAGCGAAAAGAAGUCUCUGAAUAACAUCUCGUCCAACAUGUCUUACAACGAAUAUUUCUUUGUGGUACACAAUAAUUUGAAGUUGGAUCUCUGACAAGUUCUUCCAACAUUGCUGACAUUUUACCAAAGAGGUACACCUUAAACUUAAAGGGAUCAAAAAGAGCCUUCACUUUAGAAGUUGAUUUGAGUUUGAUCUAAUUUGCCUUGUUUUAAAGGAAACAUUAUAUUGUGUACAGGUGAGAAAUAUGGGCCAAAUUCUGUAGUGUUUACUGAGUGUUUGUCUUUUACAAUGUUGCAGCAUUUAUUAGUAAUUCUUUCCAUGUCAUGGGUAAAUCCUUUUGCUUUCCUUGCACUGACCACAGUAUGCACAUUCCAAGAGUUGCUCUUCAAGACUUGUUUAUAUUUAAAGUGUAAAGACAGUAUUUUCUCUAAUCAAAAAAUAUAAAUCAUUCGGCAUUUUGAAAUAUCAGUUGAAAUUUAAGAGCAUUUCUUUUUGUCAGACCAACAAAGGAACAUGUCAGUUUAUAAAACCUGCUAACACAGAAAAUUGCCAUGUAUGUUUCACACUUGGUUAAAACAAAACAUCUCAGUUGGAAUUAAAGUUUGUUGCUCGUAUCUAGCAAACAAAGGAACAAGUGAGUUUAUAAACCCAGCACAGAAAAUUACCAUGUAUGUUUGAAACUUGGUCAAAACAAAACAUCUCAAAAGUUUCAUGAAUAUAACAUGGUUUGAUGGUGAACAGUUGGUGUUUGCCCCUCGAUGUUUGAAGUUAACAAGUAUUGGGAGUUGACAAACUACAGUUUGUCAACUUCCAAUACAGAGGGGAGCUAAUGUUGUCUGUUAACCAGAAAAAAAGAGGGUUAUAUUUGGAAGAAAAAAAAACAAAACCAAAGUCCCGCAAGCAGAACAGGUUGGGGCCCGGAAAACAAUAAUUUUCUGUGACGCUGGCACGGGAUUGGGACUUGAGUCGAGUCUAGUGGGAUACCUAUUAUUGCACCCCCAAUAACAUUCCUGCAAGAAAAUAUUUUGCUAUUUUGAAGAUUCUGCACACAAUAUAUAUAUAUAUAAAAAAGUUUAUGUAUUUUUAAUUUUUUAUGAAAUGUGAAAGAACAUCAUGCACAGGAAAAGUUUGGUGGUUAAUGCUAGGUGAAGCUAAGUAAAGGGUUUGAUAAUCAAAGGUGACAAAAUCGUUAAAUUUAAAGAUAUAAAUGUUCUCCUUUUCCCUGAAAAUAUAUAAUAAAAACGAAUUGAAAUAGAUAGCUUACAUUUUGCUCGCUGAUUAAGACAAUAUGAUAUUAAGUGUCCAUCUUAAAUGACUAAAGUACACUCUGAAAUUUUAUACAAUUAUUCACCUUUUUACUGCACUUUUUUAUUAUUACAGUUGAAGUAUGAGCUUGUAGCCCCCGCUAGUUAUUAAUCAAUUAUGUAAUAAAGAAUGUUGAGGCUCUGCAUGGUGGUCUUUUGUUUCGGUUUGUGGUUCACCAAUUGGGUUAAUUUUUUAUCGAACCUUCAUGCAUUGAAGUCAUCACGCUGCCAACUCGGGAGGUAAAACGAUGACGAAACAAUUUGCAUAUAGACGCGCAACCCUCUAGCUGAGGGCACCCUUCUCAAAUGACGUCAUGUUCUUAAGGUUGCCAAGUUUGCUUUUUAAUCCAUGUUAUGUUACCCAUAUGUUUUUACUAAUACGGGCGGCGUUCAUUAAGGGAUUGCUUUUCCUGUAGAGUAAAAUAUGUAUUUAGCCAAAUGUUUUGAAAACUUUAGUUUUGUUAGUGGUUUAAGACUUUGGCUACCAGCAUUUUCAUCAUAAGAGUACAACAUUAGAUAAAAAUGUGUAAGUAAUUUUGCACUAUAAAGCACUAUAUUUUUCACGUAGGCUCUUUCUUCUAAUGUCAAAUUUAUUAUUUUUUUAAUUUUAAGUUUAUUCUGUUUUCUUAUACUAUACAUUAACGGUAUGUUAAAUAAAUCAAAGUUUUGAUGUAACUAA
This is a messenger RNA of Asterias rubens (European starfish), 4256 nucleotides long. Its product is annotated as plastin-2-like. Lineage: Eukaryota; Metazoa; Echinodermata; Asteroidea; Forcipulatida; Asteriidae. Gene Ontology annotation, biological process: actin filament bundle assembly; actin filament network formation. Bases 371 to 2296 code for a protein of 641 amino acids. The transcript is spliced from 14 exons. The record is from RefSeq and is a predicted model, not a curated record. Gene Ontology annotation, cellular component: actin filament; actin filament bundle; cytoplasm. Gene Ontology annotation, molecular function: calcium ion binding; actin filament binding.